CAGUUGUCAAUCUUGACAUAUUUCCGAAUGUUGUUUUCGCAAAUUCACAAUUUAGUGCAAUUGCAUUGUGUGACUAAUUGUGCGUAUCUAGCAGUUAUUUUCUCUAAACUGAUGUAGGAUCGUAAAAAUGUUAGGAAACUUCGAAAACGAGGGCGCGUUUAUACGCAAGUGCAGUGGUACAAAGUUAAGAUACGACCAAGCCUGUUUGGAGAUUUUGACAAACGAGAACAUUACGUUAUGGAGUCAGUAUGAAGAUUGUGAGGAUUGUAUGUUGCUUCCAACAAAGAACUUGCCGACUACUGGUGCUGUGGUGAUCGAAACUUUCAGCCCCCUGCGAUAUGCAAUACGGAAUGCGGUUGGAGAAAUUUGCGAUGGAACUUAUAGAUUCCAGGAAUUUGGUCAGUACAGUAUAAACCUGACUGCAGUGAACAAAGAUGAAUGUCUACCGCGCAUGACAGCUGAACCAGAUGCAGCCUACCUGCCCAUACUCACUGCUGUAGUUGUGUUGUUGUCUAUGGCCACACUCUGGUAUAUUAUCAAGGGGAUUGGGAAACGGAUUGUGGCUGGAAGGCUUUAUGCUACAUAUUUUGCAAGGGAAGACAAUGAGCUAGGAUCUGAAACGAGGGUGCUGACUACCGAAGCGAGUGUACCGCGCUCGCCCACCCGCUCCCGACUUCGCUCGCUUGACAUAUUCAGAGGAUUUACAAUCGCUCUUAUGAUCUUCGUGAACGCAGGCGGCGGCGGGUACGGCAUAUUCUCCCACUCCACCUGGAACGGUAUCACUAUCGCCGAUGUGGUGUUCCCCUGGUUCGCCUUCGCGAUGGGCGAAGCGCUCGUUCUUUCCCUCAACGCUAGACUUAGAACUUCGAUGCCCAGAACCACUGCACUUGCACAGGUCGCCCGUAGAUCGCUUCUCCUGUCACUCAUAGGUAUAUGUCUGGGCUCAGUCAACUCGUCAUGGACCAACGUACGUCUUCCGGGAGUACUUCAGCGGCUGGCGGCGAUGUACCUCAUAACGGGCGCUUUGGAGUGCGCCUUCAUGAGGACCAGCCAGAAUAUAACACCAGGUCGCUCGCUGUUCCGCGACAUUGCUGCGGGCUGGCAACAGUGGCUAGCAACUUUAUCAAUUGUCGCAAUACAAGUGUGCAUAACCUUUAUGGUGCCAGCUCCCGGUUGUCCCCCUGGAUACUCGGGACCUGGUGGUCUACAUCGCACAGCUUUGGGAGACUUCUCGCUGCAGAACUGCACCGGAGGCAUCGCCGGAUAUAUUGACAGACUGCUACUAGGCUCGUCCCAUCUCUACGACCGUGGCACGUUCCGUAAGGUCUAUGACACCGUGGUCUCGCACGACCCGGAAGGCAUCCUGGGCAUCCUCUCCGGUGUAUUGGUGGUGCAAGCCGGAGCUCAUGCCACUAGGAUCAUGCUGGUCUACAAUCAUGCACGGGCUCGAAUAAUGCGCUGGAUAUUCUGGUCGGUUGUCUUCGGGGUGUCUGGCGGCGCUCUCUGUAUGUUCUCCAAGAGCGGCGGCCCCAUCCCCAUCAACAAGAACCUCUGGUCGCUGUCCUACUGCUUGGUGACAGCUUCCAUGGCCUUCUUCAUUCAAGCCGUGCUGUACUUCCUUGUGGACCUCAAAACCAAGUGGGGGGGAAGGCCUCUGUAUUAUGCGGGUCAAAACGCAUUAUUCCUGUACAUCGGCAGCGAGCUUCUGAAACGCCACUUCCCGCUGUACUGGCACGUGCCCGCACCCACACAUUCACAACUGUUAGCCACGCACGCGGCCGCCAUGCUAAUGUGGCUGGCGGUGGGCGUUGCGUUGCACAGGAAACGAAUCUUUAUCACCUUGUAAUAAAGACUAUUGCGUGUUAGUGCCGCUCCAACACACUCGCAAUAUGUGUCUAGCGGUGUGGCCAUGCACUUGAAACUAAUCUGUAUUACCUUGGCAUAAAGACUACUAUGGCGAGUUAAUGCUCGCUCCAACUCACUCAUAGUUCUGAUUGUAUGAAUGCACCGACCUUGUGAGUCUGGCAGUGGGUGUGCACUGGAAACGUAUCUUUAUUGCAUUGGUAUAAAGACUAUUUUUGGGUGUGUCCAUAUCCACAUACGCAGCUGCCAUUCUCAUGUGGCUGGCAACCAGCGUGGCGCUACAUGCGAACGCGUUUAGCACGAUGCAAUAAAGUCUAUUAUUGCGUGUAUCGUGUAACAUGCCCGCACACUUACUAACAUAGCCAUAACGCAGUUCCCAUGUAUAUGUUGCUUAGACGGCAUCAUCACUUGCAAUAUUAUAAUAACGAAUUCAAACGCUAACUUGUAAUAUAAUAUAAAAUGUACAUUAUAACUUGGCUAAUUAGCCAACUUAAGCUUAGUAUUGCAAAAUGUGUUAGCAAAAUGUUUGUUUCGUGUCGAUUAUUGUCAUUAUUUAUAACUCAUUCCCAAGAAUGACGACAGACACGCGAUCGGUCUUAAACAAGAUGCCAAAACAAAAACAAGUCUGUUUUCAAUUUUGAAGACGAC
Molecule: messenger RNA, 2511 nt
Organism: Pararge aegeria (speckled wood butterfly)
Lineage: Eukaryota; Metazoa; Arthropoda; Insecta; Lepidoptera; Nymphalidae
Product: heparan-alpha-glucosaminide N-acetyltransferase-like
Exons: 10
Coding region: 128-1846 (572 amino acids)
Source: RefSeq, a predicted model, not a curated record